This is a messenger RNA of Pogonomyrmex barbatus (red harvester ant), 6168 nucleotides long. It is a transcript of the gene LanB1, whose product is annotated as laminin subunit beta-1. NCBI's taxonomy places the organism in Eukaryota, Metazoa, Arthropoda, Insecta, Hymenoptera, Formicidae. The record is from RefSeq and is a predicted model, not a curated record. Gene Ontology annotation, biological process: substrate adhesion-dependent cell spreading; cell migration; animal organ morphogenesis. Gene Ontology annotation, cellular component: laminin trimer.
GCAUCUUGCCUCUCUUAAACCUAACUCCAUCGUUUUUUCCCUCUCCGUUUCGUUGCCACCGGUGAUGAUUCUACGUACGGCACUGAUGGGCACGAGAGUCGCAGAGACUCGGAGCGGAGUUGCGACUCGGCAAGAGCCGAGAGACUCACUUGUGAGAGACGUCGGCGCGUCACGAGGCGCGUCUGCGAGGCCGCGUUUUUCAUUUUCCGUCGUCGGCCGUGUUUCCCGGGGGUGGGUGCUUCCGUACCUGUCGAAGAAUUCACCGAUACUGUUAUCGCACGUGGAUAACAGACUUAGGAGCUCGGCAACAUUUGGUGGCUAUGAGGAGGGGAGGUUGACGGAGUCGGAGGUUGAGGGAAUUCCAAUCUCGGUACUCAACGAGAUCUCGGCGUUCGUACCGACUUCGAAAGGAGAGCGGCGACCGUCGGAGGAAAGAAAAAAAUACCCCCGUCGACUUGCACGCAGCCAGGAACUAUUAUCUUCACAUAUGAAUUAAUAAGUUCUCAAACCAUUUGUCACCUGAUUUAGCACCGUUACAAACAAUUCACAGAGACAGAAGUAGAAAAAAGAAACGAUAAAAUGCUUUAUACUCAUUAUUGGCAUGUGGCCCUCGCAGCUGUAAUUGUUAUACUUACUAUUUUAGCAGGAUCUGUAAAUUCUCAAUAUGGACCAAGAGACAAGGUACCAUCCAGAGGAUUGCAUGCGAAGAGACCGCACCCCUGCGAGCAGAGCUCGUGUUAUCCCGCAACCGGAAACCUACUGAUCGGCCGUAAGGACAAAUUGAACGCUUCGUCGACGUGCGGUCUCAGAGGCCCCGAGAGGUUUUGCAUUGUUUCUCACCUUAAGGAAAGAAAAAAGUGCUUCUUCUGCGAUGCAUCGAUACCUAAACAGCAGCAUAACAUUGAGAACAUCGUCAGCGGGUAAGACUGGACUUUAAUACUGCUAUAUUUUAGGGUGUUGCCACGAAAUUUGGAAAUCGACAAUCCUUAUUCGAAAGAAGUGCAGAAUCUAUUAAAGAUUACCAAUCUUAGAAUUAUCAUGAUGAGACUCCACACUCUGGGCGAUGAUCUGCUCGACGAUCGGCCUGAGAUUCGCGAGAAAUAUUAUUACGCCAUCCAAGAUAUGGUGAUUCGUGGCUCGUGUUCCUGUUACGGACACGCCUCUAGAUGUUUACCAUUACCAGGAGUCGCCGACGAAGAGAAUAUGGUCCAUGGCAGAUGCGAGUGUACGCACAACACCAAAGGCCUCAACUGCGAAAAAUGCGAGGACUUCUACAACGAUCUACCAUGGAAGCCCGCAGUUGGCAAACAAACGAAUGCCUGUAGACCCUGCAAUUGCAACAAUCAUACCAAUUCCUGCCACUUUGAUGAAACGGUUUACGAAAGAUCGGGCAGAGUGUCCGGUGGUGUCUGCGACGACUGCCAGCACAAUACGCGAGGGCAAAAUUGUGAACAGUGCAAGCCAUUCUAUUAUCACGACGUAACGAAAGACAUCUCUGAUAAGGAUGCUUGUCAACCCUGCGAUUGUGACUUGGGCGGAUCCUUGGAUGAUGGUAUAUGCGACUCGAGAACUGUUCUAAGCGGUGACGAGUCCGGACGCUGUCACUGCAAAGCGAAUGUUGAAGGACGCCGCUGUGAUCGCUGCAAAAAUGGCUUCUGGAUUUUUAAUCCUAACAGUCUCGAAGGAUGUCAAGCCUGCACCUGUAACACCUUGGGUACCAUCGACAAUCAAGGCUGCAACGUGGUUACCGGGGAGUGUACGUGUAAACGAUAUGUCACAGCACGCGAUUGCAAUCAGUGCUUGCCGGAAUAUUGGGGAUUGUCCGAGGACCGCGAUGGAUGCAAACCGUGCGAUUGCGACCCUGGUGGCUCCUACGAAAAUUCUUGCGAUGUCAUCACCGGUCAGUGCAGAUGUAGGCCGCAUGUCAGCGGGAGAACUUGCAAUCAGCCAGAGCAGAGUUACUAUACCGGCUCGCUAGACUUUCUCAUUUAUGAGGGAGAGUUGUCCAGAGCUACUGACAAUUGUCAAGUAGUGAUCAGAGAACCCUAUCGCGAUGGUAGGAAUAGCACAUGGACUGGCACAGGUUUCAUGAAAGCCAUCGAAGGUUCAAUGUUGAAUUUCACCAUCGAUGACAUUCGCAGAUCGAUGUGGUACGAUGUCAUCAUACGAUACGAGCCAGUGCAGCCGGGUGUUUGGGAAGACGUGCAGGUUAUUCUUGAGAGAGAUAGUCCACCGGAUCCUACAGGACCAUGUACUGAUUGGAGACCCGAAUAUGAUCGUUUGUGGGCUCAAUUACCUUUGCGUUCAAAAAGCGCCAUAGCGCAACCGUCUAUAUGUCUAGAAACAGGGAAGCGAUACAAUCUUCUGUUGCAAUUCCGCAAGUUCAACAGCCACGUGGACACACCUUCGGCCUCCAUCUUGGUUGAUUCGGUUGUUCUAAAGCCGAGAAUAGACGUGAUACCCUUCUUCAAGACGCCGGGUCUGGGUGAAUUGCGUCGCCAAGAAUACGAACAUUAUCAUUGUAAUGAAUUGUUCAACGACGUCAACAGUGUAUGGAGUAAUAUACCUGAGAUCUGUAGAAAGUACCAGAAUAGUAUUGGCUAUUACGUCUUCAAUGGUGCUCAUUCCUGCGAGUGUAACCCGACAGGCUCUCGUAGUCUUCUAUGCGAGCACUACGGUGGAAUGUGUCCGUGCAAAGCAAAUGUGGUUGGCAGACGUUGCGAUCGUUGCGCACCAGGAACCUAUGGAUUUGGUCCUGAGGGAUGCAUCCCUUGCGACUGCGACGGAGUCGGCGCCCUCGACAAUUUCUGCGACGUCGAAACUGGCCGUUGUAAGUGUCGACCCAACACUUACGGCAGGACCUGCGGUCAGUGCGAGCCUGGCUUCUGGAACUUUCCACACUGCCAGCGUUGCGAAUGCCACGGGCACGCGGAUAAUUGUGAUUCGAGAACCGGAGCCUGCAUCAAUUGUCGAGAUUUCACCACCGGACACAAUUGCGACCGUUGCGUCGAUGACUUCUAUGGUGAUCCGCGGAUUGGCGCAGAUAUACCUUGUAGAGCAUGUCCUUGUCCAGGCACACGUGAAUCUGGGCAUUCUUAUGCCAACAGCUGUUCAUUAGACUCACUAACGCAGGAUGUAGUGUGCGAAUGUUUCGAAGGAUAUUCUGGACCUCGUUGUGAGCACUGCGCCGAGAAUUAUUUCGGCAACCCGGAGGUGCCAGGUGGUAGCUGUCAAUUCUGCAACUGCAACAACAACACGGAUUUACGUCGCGCCGGUAAUUGCGAUCCAUACACCGGUCAUUGUCUUCAAUGUCUCUUCAACACCGAUGGUCCCACUUGUGGAGUGUGCAAACCAGGAUUCUAUGGAGAUGCUUUGCGACAGGAUUGUCAAGACUGCGGAUGUAACGUUCUAGGCACUGAUAAGGCUGCCGGACCAUGCGACCAUCGUACCGGACAAUGUCCAUGUCUACCACACGUCAUAGGACAACUCUGCGAUUCUUGCGAGGAAAAUCAUUGGAGAAUUGCUAGCGGAGAAGGCUGCGAUCCUUGCGAGUGCGAUGCAGUUGGAAGUGUUUCAGAUAGAUGCAAUCCAUACGAUGGCACUUGCGAAUGCAGGCCAGGAUUCGGUGGCAGACGAUGCAACGAGUGUCAGACAAACUUCUGGGGCAAUCCGAAUGUGGAAUGUUACCCGUGCGAAUGCGAUAUAAUUGGCUCUGCAAGCCAGCAAUGCAACAGGGAUAGUGGUAUAUGUAUUUGUCAUAAGGGUAUUGGCGGCGAAAAAUGCGAUCAGUGCGACCGUGGUUAUCAUGGCGAGGCACCGCAGUGCAGCCCGUGCGGUGAAUGUUUCGACAAUUGGGAUUUUAUAUUGGACGGUCUUAGGAACAAAACAAACGCAGUUAUUCAAGAAGCUUCAAGGAUACAAAAAGUCGGCACGACUGGCGUAUACAGCCAGGAAUUUGACGAUAUGGAGAAAUCCUUAAAUGAGGUGCGAGACUUGAUCAGCAACACUACUAUUCGUAGCCAAGAUCUAGACGCAUUGGAUAAUUUGGCCAAUGAGUUGGCGAACAAUAUUUCGAAAUCAGCCAAACAGUUGGAGGAGGCAAAUAAUCACUUGGACAAUCUCAACCAACGAGUGAAUCUUGGUGAUGUCGCGUUGAAGAAAUUGAGGAACAGAACGGACAGCUUGCACGAAGCCGCCGCCGAUUUGCGGGAAAAUGCUACUAGAUUACAAGAGGAGAAUGUUCUGGGCGCUCUGAACGUGACUCAGCAAAUGGCUGAACAGUCUAGGCAGGCUGAAAAAAUGGCAAACGACACCACUAAUGUUUUGGCCGACGCGGAACGAUUCCGCAAACAUACCGAAAAUCUCUUGGCGAAGAACCGUGCCUCCGUGGAUGAGGCUCAAGAGAGGAAUAAAGGAUCGUUGAUGAAUUUGAAUGAGAAAUUGAAAAUGUUCAGUAUGGCGAUACCUGAACUCAAUCUGCGAAUGUGCGGCGAUAACGUAACGGAUUGUAGUACCGUCUGCGGUGGUGCGGGUUGUGGCUUCUGCGGAGGAUUAUCUUGCGAGGAAGGUGCGGUCAGCAAGGCCAAUCAAGCUCUAGAUGUUGCCAAGCAGCAGACUGCCAAGAUCAAAAGUCACAAGGAUGAAGCAGAACAACUAUUACGAAAUAUGAGCCAAAUCAAGCAAGAUGCCACAGCAGCGAGAUCCAAUGCUCAAGACGCCUUCAAUUACGCAUGGGAGGCACGCAAUCGCUCCGACAAGAUUACUAAAGAGCUCUCGGACAUAACCAAGCGAAUCUGGAGCACUUUAGAUGAAGAUCAACCCACACCGGCUAUGGUGAGAGACCUCGCACAGGAAGUGCUCGCGAAAAACAUCCAGCUGGAACCAGAUGAAAUUACGCGACUCGCCGAUCGUAUCAAGAGUAUCGUAGGCUCUCUCACUGAUUCCGAAAAGAUUCUGGCCGAUACCAAGGAAGAUCUACAGUUGGCGCAUGAUCUAGAGGUACGUGCCAAUCGCACGAAGGAGGCAGCCAUCGAGAAGCAAGUUUUAGCGAACAAGGUGAUCCUGCUGUUAAAUGACGCGCAAAGGGCGCAACAUCUGGCGCAGGACGCGAUCGACAAGGCGGAAGGUGACGUGUUGAAGUCGCAAAAGGAUCUCGCAGACAUCGCCGACGUGACGAAAACCGCCCAGAUUCAAGCUAACAGCACCACUCAAUCGGUGGAGGCACUGGACGCUCGUUUGAAGCAACUCCAGACACAGUCGGCAAAGAACGCCUUUAUCCUGGCGGAAAUUGGCACGGAGGCCAAGAAGGUUGCCGACGAAGCACAGGUGAUCGAGCAGACGAAGAAAUUAUCAGAAGAAUAUAAAAGAGCGGACGAAUCACUGAAUCAGCGAGUGAACAAAAGUAAAGGCGAUAUUCAACGUGCAAAGAGAUUAUUGCAGCGUGCCUCCGAGCUGACAGCAGACACAUCGACCAAGUCCAAGGAUCUGGACGGUAUGGAGAGCGUCUACAAAGACAAUGAACGACUACUAACAGAUCUGAUGAGUGACGUAGAUGCGCUGACGAUGGAAAUGGAAAAAUAUCUGAUGGAGAUCGAGAAGAAGUCGCAGUUGUAUAGACAGUGUUCCGCCUAAAUUCAUCGCAAUUAGUUAGGAAGUUACGUAUUUUUCACUCGCGAAUUUUAUAUCCGCAAAAUACGAUACGUAUCGAUAACCUCGGUAAUUUUUUUCCGUUAUUACAUUUGACACAGAUAUUUGCGCGGUAGAAUCUCUUGCUCCAUAGACGAUAUCCCUUUCCAGGGUAUAUCUCAUUACCGCAUUUAAUUGCGAGAUUGCGUUAAAUCUUGAUAAGAUCGGUGCUUUAUAUUUGUGCAAUAGCCGUGAGUUUUACCUUGAUUUAUAGGAAAUAGAUAUAUAUACACAUACGUAUUUACGUAUUGCAUAUAUAUAUAUAUAUAAAUUUGGCAUUCGCAAUUUAUUCUGCAAAAUAUUGCGAAAGCGAAGAGAUUAUUGUUAGUGCCAUAAAUAGAGGGGCCAUUAGUAGCUGUAACUGAAGAAGAUUUGUACGUACGGUUAAAAUAUCGCUUCUCGAAACAAGACACUAUCCUUUCUAGCUUCUAAGCUUUGCUAAAUUUUCUCUAAUCUCUUUUUGCUACUUUUUUAUUAUUUUUA